AUGGCCGCGCAACAAAAAGAUAGAAAUUUUUUGGCAAUCAUUGGGGAUGAAGAUUCUGUAACCGGCCUUCUUCUUGCCGGUAUCGGCCAUGUUAAUUCACAACAAAAGAAAAACUUUUUGGUUGUUGACGCAAAGACCCCUCUUUCAAAAAUAGAGGAAACCUUUUUGGAGUUCACAAAACGUAAAGAUGUUGCCAUUAUAUUAAUCAAUCAACACAUCGCUGAUCUUAUUCGGCCAUUAGUCGAUGAUCACGAUCAAGCAUUCCCAACUGUCUUGGAGAUACCGUCGAAAGAUCAUCCCUAUGAUCCAGAAAAAGAUAGCGUUCUCAGACGAGUGCAACGCAUUUUCGGCGAAUAA
Messenger RNA from Ambispora leptoticha, 357 nucleotides. Lineage: Eukaryota; Fungi; Glomeromycota; Glomeromycetes; Archaeosporales; Ambisporaceae. The record is from the annotation of a GenBank genome assembly.